Messenger RNA from Geodia barretti, 1353 nucleotides. The record is from the annotation of a GenBank genome assembly. NCBI's taxonomy places the organism in Eukaryota, Metazoa, Porifera, Demospongiae, Tetractinellida, Geodiidae.
AUGGCAUCAAUUGGACGCACACUCCUACAAGAUCACGAUCCUUCUGUAGCUCAGAUCAACACUGACAUGCCGUCUCUCCCAGCUCUAGACAACCCCCUCUCAUUCAGAGUGAGAGGAAUAUGCGCCCAUCUCCAGGCUACCAGGCAACUGCAGCUGAAGCUGAGAGUGGCGAUACAGAGAGACAAGACGGAGGUGUUCUUCCGUCGGAUGCUGAAGGAGGACAAGGGGGCGGGGCAGUGGGAGGGGACUAAUUACGUCGACUUCCUCUGCCAGAUCCAUCGCGACAUCAAGGAGCUCCUCAACUGAGACUUGUGUAGUGUGACUAUUUUAGGAUUCAAUGACCCUCAAUUUCUCUACCAUACUAUUUUAUUAAUCCAACAAGUAUACAAAUUAAUGAUUAAUCCAACAAGUAUGCAAAUUAAUGAUUAAUCCAACAAGUAUACAAAUUAAUGUGUAAAACUAAGUAAAAUGUACUGUUUUUGUUUUGUUUACAGUUGCGGUCCUGCAUUGCUACUUGUUCUUUUCAUUUUCAUUUAAUUCGUGGCAAUUUCACGGAACCUCGCUGCCACGCGACCACGAAUGUCUUGUGGGAAUUUCAGCUCCAUUCUGAACGUGGUUGAGUUGUAGACCUGAGCCAUUAGUGUCUUGGCAGCCUCCAAGUACGGCUGAGGGAUGACGCGACGAAAAUGAGCCAGGGUGGGUGCAGGGAGGUCCGUGCAUAUGCUGUUGCACUUGUGGUUGAGGAAAAACAUGGCCAUCCCCUCCACUCCCAUGUCAGUAGCUCCGUAGCUCUCCUCCAGAGAGAUUAUGACGGGAUCAGUAAGCUUGAAGGAGUGUGGGUUUCGAACACCCUGUAGAUCUGCAACCAUCUCUUCCCCACCAGUGUAGUUCCACGACCAGUGCAUGAAGGCAGGCAGGCUCAAUGACUCGGUGCUGAUGUAGCCAUAGUUGUUGCACCAUUUAUUGAAUGUGCCAGGAAUGAAAUCUUCGCAGGUGACGUACUCAUGCAGCCUGGGUGUUUUGUAGGGGUCACUAGUGGACACAACUUUCAUGACGUGGACAUCUGUGAACGAUAUUGGCUUGGUGGUAGCAACUGCGUCGUUAAACCCAGCUGCAAGCUCUUUCGCUCUGUCAUUGAUUUUGACCGUCUCAUCCCAAUCUGUUGGCUUCCAGGUGUACGUUUCUUUGAACUCCUUCACGACGCAUGUGUGACCUGCAGCAUACGGUGGUGCCGUCCACUUUCCUCUGUACGCCCUGCGAAACCUUCCUUCCGCAAAUGAUUUAGAUUCAAACGUAGCUUGCCUAUCUUCUUCCAUCCCUUCUUGGGUUGUGUAAAUUCACAAGCUCUAACCA